This is a messenger RNA of Strongylocentrotus purpuratus (purple sea urchin), 7753 nucleotides long. RefSeq names its product protein transport protein Sec24A. Lineage: Eukaryota; Metazoa; Echinodermata; Echinoidea; Camarodonta; Strongylocentrotidae. Bases 294 to 4157 code for a protein of 1287 amino acids. The transcript has 23 exons. Gene Ontology annotation, molecular function: zinc ion binding; SNARE binding. Gene Ontology annotation, biological process: endoplasmic reticulum to Golgi vesicle-mediated transport; intracellular protein transport; COPII-coated vesicle cargo loading. The record is from RefSeq and is a predicted model, not a curated record. Gene Ontology annotation, cellular component: endoplasmic reticulum exit site; COPII vesicle coat.
CACCUCUUUGUAACAAUUACAUCCGGUUCAUGCAAGUUACAUGUACGCCACCACCGCCCGACUGGCUUAUCGCAAGUACACGUACAACUUACGGGGAAACUCUUGGCUAGAUUGAAUCCGUGUACCCGUCUAGUCUAUGCAGCUGACCGAGCGAUCGCGACUUUUUUACGUGGAUGACCAAUGCAUUGACUUUGUAUGACUGUGGCAUAAAGCAGAUUGCAUGCCAUUUGAAGUCUAUUCACUGUGUCUACUCUAAUAUUGAUAGUCAGAUGUGUUAGUGAGUAAGUGAAGAAAUGCAACAGCCUGGUCCUCCACCACCGGGGGGAUACAACCCUAUGAUGCAACCAGGUCCUCCACCCCCAGGGGGAUACAACCCGAACAACAUGCAGCCUAGAAUGCAACAGCCGCCGUCAAACUACAUGGGACCGCCUCCUCCAGGGAACAUGGGGCCACCGAAUGCAGGUCCAGGAAUGAAUCCCACAGGAAUGUACAGACCUCCUGUAUCAGGAGGUCCUAGACCACAGUACCCUGGCCAAAUGAUGGACGGUCAGCAGAGGACUGGUCAAGGACUAAUUCGUGGUCCUCUACCACCUUCUACAAGCGCUAAUCAGUAUGGCGUAAAGCCCCUCCCAGGCGCAGGGCCACCUGUAGGACAUAUGCCUGUAUCAACAGGACAGCAAUCUAAUUAUAGAACUGGUCCAUCCCCACCAUCAUCCAGUUAUCAACCUGGGCCUGCUCCGCCCAAUGGGGUAGCGGGACCUCAUGCGGGCCCGGGGCCACAUGCCUCUGGGCCUCCUUCGAGUCGCUUCUCUUCGAAUGCACACAAUAGGUUUGCCCCUUCCAGCGGGGCCAUGACAAACUCUUUUCCAAACGGUAGCGGUGGCCCCCCUCCUACCACUAAAGCUCCAACGCAGAGACUACCAAACUCUGGCCCCCCUCCAAGUGGGACCCCACCCAUUGGGGGUUCUAUACCCCUUCCUGUUGCUCAGGUUCCCCCGACGAUACAACAGGAUAGACCCAGCUCUGCGGGUGAUCUGAAUGCUAGUUUAAAUUCAUCAGCCACACCCUACAUCCAGCACCCACCCCCAGGGGCAGGCCUAGCCCCUCCCCCAGGCCUAGGUCUGGCCCCUCCCCCUGCCCCGCCCAUGCAUAAGUCUGCCUCCAGCUCCUCCCUUGUUUCCCUGCCCCGCCCCCAUGUGGAAAUCAUGUCACCAUCCCCCACCUGGGACCUGCUUGGCACUCCCUCGCCUUGUGGAUCAGGUCCUCCUUCAGCUAGGUCAUCGGCAGCACCUUCCCCCAUCCCAUCUCAGCAAUAUGACAACUUAGAGGGCGGUAUUCCAUUUUUCCCUAAUUCACAAGGCGGUGCCCCUCCUUCUGCAGGUGACUUUGCCCCUCCAGGACAGUACCCCCAGCAGCCCAACACCUACACCAGUCCACCCCCUCAUGCAGGGGGGCAGUACCUGGGUCCCCCUCCACCAGGGGGGCGACCACCACAACACACAGGUGCCCCGCCCACAGGCCCACCACCACCAACCGGUGCCCCUCCAAUGGGGCAGAACUACAUGCCUGGCCCCCCUACUGGUCCCCCUACUGGUCCCCCUACAGGGCCCCCUACCGGACCCCCAACAGGACCCCCAACUGGGCAGGAGUUAUCAAGGACGAGUGGCAUUGCUGGGAAAAGGCAAUAUCCCCAACAGCCCGGCUACAUGGCCUCGGCUCCUCCCCAGCCCGGCAGUGGUACGGCCCAGCCGCCCACUAACGCCGCCCAGCAGCAGCAGCCUGGACCGUUCCAACCUUCCCAGGUGGGUGGUCAAAGUGGGCCAGCUUCGCAGGUGCUGAAUAAUGUGAUAAAGAAGGAGUCAACGACGAUGAACGACAUCAACGCAGGAAUGAGCAAUGUUCGUCUGCAAGAGACCAGACCGCUCAAUCUGCUGCAAGAGAGACAUGUCCUGCCUCCUAAGGAGUUCCAUCCUCCUAAACCCAAGCUACAUCCAGACUACCAGAAGAUUCAAGUUAGCCCAGAUGUUUUCCGGUCCACCUUGAAUGCGAUACCUGAGUCUCAAUCGUUGCUUCAGAAGUCUCGACUGCCUCUUGGUCUGAUCAUCCAUCCGUUCAGAGAUCUAUCGCAUCUGCCUGUUAUACAAUCAAGUGUAAUAGUACGAUGUCGGUCUUGUAGGACGUAUAUCAACCCUUUUGUAGCCUUCAUUGAUCAGAGGAGAUGGAGAUGUAAUCUAUGCUUCAGAGUCAACGAUUUACCAGAAGAGUUCACCUUUGACCCUGUAACUAAGACAUAUGGAGACCCCCAACGGAGACCAGAGAUCAAGUCAUCAACGAUUGAAUUCAUAGCACCAUCAGAGUACAUGUUACGUCCGCCCCAGCCAGCAGUUUAUCUAUUCCUCCUGGACGUAUCGUUCAGUGCGAUAGAGUCGGGUUACCUCUCGGUCGUCUGUCAAACCAUCAUUGAUAACCUGGACAAGAUGCCCGGAGAUGCGCGGACGAUGAUUGGCUUUGUCACCUACGAUAGCAUGCUUCACUUCUACUCGUUACCAGAGGGCGCAACAAGGCCGCAGAUGAUGGUGGUCUCAGACAUUGAUGAUAUAUUCCUGCCUUGUCCCAGUGAUCUUCUAGUCAAUAUACAAGAAUCAAAAGAGUUGGUAUGUGAGUUGCUGAACCAGCUACCAGCCAUGUUUGUUGAUAACAAGAACACACAGACAGCCCUUGGACCAGCUCUUCAGGCUGCCCAUAAACUCUUGAGUCCAACUGGAGGCCGGGUGACGAUCUUCCAGUGUACGUUGCCAUCUGUAGGAGUCGGAGCCCUCAAAGCAAGGGAAGACCCUAACCAGAGAGCGACAGCAAAGAGUGUACCCAAUCUUGGUCCUGCCACUGACUUCUACAAGAAGAUGUCUUUAGAUUUCUCUGGUCAACAGAUCUGUGCAGAUAUAUUCAUGAUGGGAGCACAGUACAUGGACAUCGCUACCCUGGCUGGCAUUGCCAAAUUCUCUGGUGGAAGCCUGAGUUAUUACCCAGCUUUCCACACAGUAAAGAACCCUAUCCAGGCUGAGAGGCUAGAGUCUGAUCUCAAGAGAUACCUGACGAGAAAGAUUGGAUUCGAAGCUGUCAUGAGGAUACGAUGCACCAAGGGGAUGAGCAUACACACAUUCCAUGGGAACUUCUUUGUGAGAUCGACAGACCUGCUCUCACUACCCAACAUCAAUCCUGAUGCAGGCUUUGCAAUGCAGGUCUCCAUCGAAGAUAACCUCAACAGUUCAUCAUUAGCAUGCUUUCAGGCUGCUCUGCUGUAUACCAGCAGUAAAGGUGAGCGUCGUAUCCGAGUACACACCAUGUGUCUACCUGUAACUAACCAGCUGACCGAUGUGAUGAUAGGAGCUGAUGCACAGGCCAUUUCAGGGCUCCUUGCUAGAAUGGCUGUUGACAAGUGCCAAACCUCGUCUCUGGGUGACGCCCGUGAUGCUUUGGUCAAUGUCUGUCUGGAUUCGUUGGCUGCGUACAAGACGACUCUGGCUAAUUCACAUACAAUGGGCGCUCUCAUGUGUCCACCGAACAUGAGGUUGCUGCCCCUGUACACACUGUCACUGUUGAAGAAUCUUGCAUUUCGCAUUGGUAUGAGCACGAAGCUGGAUACCCGUGUGUUUGCGAUGGAGAUGUUCAAAUGCAUGCCACUGCUCUACAACAUGCUGCAUGUCCAUCCUGAUCUCUACCCAGUACACAAUCUCACUGAUGAGGGUGCCUUGUUGCUUCAAGACCAGGCCAUCCCGCAGCCCAACCUCGUGGGUCUAUCAUCGGAGUACCUGAGCCGGGAAGGGGCAUUCCUCAUGGACUGUGGUGACAUCAUGUAUCUCUUUGUGGGUCAGAACGUCUCACCGGACUUCUGCAGUGAUAUUCUUGAUGCACCCGACUUUGCUAGCAUACCAGAAGGGCAGAUUGACUUGCCCGAGUUGGAUAACCCUAGGUCUGAUCAGCUGAGGUUAUUUGUGAGCUGGCUGUUAGAAAAGAGACCGUACCAUGCUCCUCUAUUGGUCAUCAGGGAUGAUAGCCCGGACCGAGGCUUGUUCCUAGGCCAUUUGAUCCAGGACCGAGCAGAAGGAUCCAAGUCCUACUACGAGUUCAUCCAGCAUCUACAGAAAGAAAUUAAAUAGAUCCUGGACCCAUCUGAGAACUGGGCUAGUGACAGUUUUACAAUACUAGUAGUCCAAAUCUGAAAUCUUUGAAGGCACAAACUCUUAAAAGUCAUGAAUCCUGUUCACAUCAUUUGUAACCGAAUUACGACAAAUAUUGAAUUUAGGGUAUAACCCAAUAGACAGUGUCUGAUCUGAUUAUGAACAAAGUUUGGUAGAAAUGUCUGUGAGGAUUAAUUGGGAAAGACAGAAAUCAAAAAAUCUUUCUCUUCAGAGUUUUGUUGUUCAUAUUAAUUAAAGUAUUACAUAUUUGAUGUUUUGAUACAGUGAAGCGCUUUACAAUUCUUAGAAUCAUUCUUACUUUGUCAACAUUGAAAAUGAAUACUUAAUCUGUUUUUUUAAAGACCUCUUUGUUAACCAACGUAUAUUUUUUUCUCCAAACUUUGUUUGUCAUCGGAUCGUGUAGUAUGUCAUGUGGUAAAGUUUAGUAGGAAUGCGAUAGUCAUACAUUCUCCUUUUGAGUCUUACUCUUUCUGCAUUUCAAUGAGAACUUCAAGUUCUGUAUAACAACAGUUGUAAGUAGCCAUGAUCUAAGUACUUGCAGAUAUUUUUGAGACCCUGAAAUUUGGGUUUUAGGUAUUGUGAUUUUUAUAUAAUGGAAUGGAAGGUAUUAUAAUAACAGAAGUUUAAUCUUUUUGCUCUGGGAAUGGUGCAUAAACAAGUUUUCCAAGUCUCAUUGUUGUGAGACAGAAACCCCCCAAAAUAUCUCCAUGUUAUUUGUAGUUUUUUAUAAAUUACUCCCCCAAACUCUGAAGUUGAAGUGAUCUUUCAAACCUGUAGAUAUUCAUCCCUGAUCACUUAUCACUUCAAAAGCAUUUUCUAAGUAACUUAAUUAUCUUCUUCUUCUUUUUUCAUUUUGGGAAUACUUUGAUUCUUACAACUCAUUUAAAAGGUUGAUUUAGCCAUUGCACUCACAGUCAUGCCAAUUGUAUUCGCUUGUGCUUGAUGUAAAGACCAUUAAAUGGUUGAUAUCUUUUAUUAUGGGCUGUUUAGUAACCCUGUGAAGAGAUGCUAUACAUAUAAGAGUGAGUCUCAUGUGCAUUUCUGCAUCUGUAACAGGUGUCACUUCAUGUUGGAACAUAAUGUGGCUUUUGAUUUUAUUCCUAGGCAUUGGUCAGUUACAAAAUGUACUCUGGGGACUAAACCAUAAACCUAUCCUGACUUUCAACUAUUACGAAUCAUGAACAUCUACCAUUGAAUUUCAUGGAAAGAGACUCACAAAUUGUGAAAAAUGUGAGGCUUUAAUACAUCCAUGGUCAUUUAUUGUCUGCAUAGUUUUCUGGCUGUAAUUCCCCUGCCAGCUCAUUUCUGCCAGGCUAUUUACUGGUAAUGCUGAAGUUUGUGUGACCUUCGAUUUUAAUAGCUUAUUCAUAUUUCACCUGAUAUCAUUAUUCUGACAAAAUAUAAACCUCGAACAGGAUUUCAUCAACCCUUCACUUUGUUUUCCCGGUACUAACAUGCUGUCAUUCUAUCACAAAUAAGAUAAAAUGUUAGCUUCACUGAGGCAACAGUUUUCGGUUUGUCGUUUGAUUUCUAUUAGAGAAUAGAGCAAACCUACAACAUUGUUGAUUUAUAUAUGCUCACUGCUCUGCAGUUUAGGAUUGGAGUUAUUGCAGUUUACUGUUCAUUGCAGUUACAGGUCUAAGUUAAAAGAGAUCAAAGAUUUUUGUUUAUAUUCAUUUCAUCUCUUAAAGAAUCCUAGUUGUGAAAUUAAUUUAGUAGAUAGGGGAAAAAGCAUGUAUAGCUAGUUAUAUAGGACAGUAAUAUAUUCCUGUAAGAUUUAUAAGUGCAUUAUUAUUUUAAUAUGAUUUUGAGUAAUAUUUUGUUGAAGUAUACUUUGCCUUUAAGGUGCAUUCCUAGAAAUUGCUUUGGUUUAUUGUCACUUUUCACUGUUACAUGAGGAGUUUAGUACCUGCAUCAGAGUUUCUAAUUACAGUGAAGGUGGUUUUUCAUGUACAUGUAUCUAUAAAAAGCAGAGAGUGUAGGGUUGCAGGGGAGGGGGGGGGGGGGCUGGGGCUUGGUUACUGUACUUUAACAACGUUAUUCAAAAUGUUAAGUUGGAACCUCUCAUGAACUGUUCGCUGUUCUCUUUAGGUGGUUGUUGCUUGAUUUGCCUUUAAUGUAGGAUGCUCACUGCACUGACACAACACUUUUAUAUCUAUUAAUCAAUGAGAAUGGCAACUGAGUAGCAUUGCUUAUGAAAUGUAUCAACUCUCAAAUGAUUUCACCAUUUUUUCUUUUGUAUAAAUGCAGUUUUCUUAUGUACCUACAAUUUUGGUUGGUUAGUGAUCUGGGUAUCGUUAAAAAAAAAAACACUAAAAAUACAAGUUUACUGACAUCUCAUUGUAACACAUGUAUUAAAAUGAGCACAUUUUCAAUGGAAUGUCGGUGAACCGAUGACAGUUUCAUGAAACGAUACCCUUGAAAGAACAAAUCAUGAAUUAAUGGUUUUACCCAUAUGUUUGAACAUUAGAGUUUAAGUACUUAUAGAGGCGAAAAGGGUGUAUGAAGUUUAAUCUUACGUUUUUUAAUGCGAUGUGUAAAGCUAGUUUAUUCCCAUACAUUGAGGUGUAAAAACCUAGGGCUAGCGAAUCCCCAUACAUUAAAUUGUAGGGGAAAUGGUUCAUCACAGGUUUUCUAAAAUAAUAGCUGGAGAAAUACGAGUCAAAAAGUACUGCAAUAUCGCCAUGUAGGUAGGAUUAAUUAGUCUUUAUCUUGCGAACAGAAUUAAGACUGGAUUGAGCACAGCUGAAGUUCUGGCAGGUUUAGUUAUAAUGUGAUGGCUAGACUUUUACUAUCAAAGUAACGAUUGUAAUUGUCAUAAAAUUAUGAUUAGCAUCAACUUUAUUUGGACAUGAUGAUAAACACACUGAACCAUAUUUGACAGUAGAUGGCGCUAUAUACAAGAGCUCCGUAAAUAAAUGUGUGUGUAUAAUUGAUAAAAACCGAUUGAGACUUGUAAUGAUUGAAGACAUGCAUUUAAUUUUGCAUACAUCAUUGUACAGGUAGGCCUAUAGCAGGCAUUCCGAUUAUGAAGGUCUUCUUCUCUUGUACUUAGUAGAUCUUAUAAUGAAAAUUGUGUCAUCUCUGCCCUCAUUUUUUCUGCUAAGGUUUCUAUGACUCAUAGUUUUCCAUCUUGAAAAGUUUUGCACGAAAAGGUGAUUUCAAUCAGAUUGAUGUCACUGAUACUGGUAUUUUACAAGUUUUUUGUCCUUUUUAAUCUUUUGAGAGGUGAAUUUAAACAUUUGAAUGUGUCGAUUGGAUAUGGUGGUUUUAAUGCAUAUAUAUAUUAUCUUAAAGAAUAACCUUUUUUCUAACCAUUCAUGUCGAAAUGCCUUUUAGGAGGUAGUGAAUUUCUUAUUUUAUGUUUUUAUUACAGCAUGUGAGGGGACUGGGUUAUAUUGUUCAACUGUGUACAUGUCUUAAUAGUCUAUAGCUGUCUUGUUUUCCUCUUUGUCUUCAAUCUCUCUGUAUCUCUAUCUCUCUCUCUCUCUGAUAAAACAAUAUAUCUAAUGAUUGUAAUGAAUUGAAUAAAAAUUUAUGAAACAGUAAUGCAA